This is a messenger RNA of Physeter macrocephalus (sperm whale), 4573 nucleotides long. It is a transcript of the gene POFUT3, whose product is annotated as fucosyltransferase 10. Bases 1814 to 3250 code for a protein of 478 amino acids. Gene Ontology annotation, molecular function: alpha-(1->3)-fucosyltransferase activity. Gene Ontology annotation, cellular component: Golgi membrane. The transcript has 7 exons. NCBI's taxonomy places the organism in Eukaryota, Metazoa, Chordata, Mammalia, Artiodactyla, Physeteridae. The record is from RefSeq and is a predicted model, not a curated record.
AGAGCGCCCCUGUCCAGCGAGCGGUUUGACGGUCCCUGAGUGUUAGUUAGCCGCCGACCCCGCCCGCUGGGCCUUCCCUGCGCGGUGCGCGCACCGCCGCCGGCGGGGCCUCACCUCCGGGCCGUCGGGGCUGCAGUGUUCUCGCUCCUUCGCCCAGUCUGUGGACCUCAAACGCGGGCUUUUUAGACUUAAGACCCUCGCUUCCGCACUUACCCCGCCUUGUUUGGUGUGGUAUUGGGUCCUGACUUUUGAAAUUCUUGGGUCAGAUAUUUCAAAAAUAAUAGAUUACCCCCCCCACACUUUUUCUUUUGACAGGGGAAGAAGAAAAUCUUUACUAGCUCAUACCGUUUUUCAAAAGAAAAGCCACUUCAAUACCAGUAGAGUAAGAAAGGCACAAUCCCAAAAUAAGGAUGGCCCUUAGUUUACAUAUCACAUUAUAAAAUAAUUUAGUAUAUCAUAAAUAGUAUAAUUUUGUUGCAUGCAGAUGAAAACUAGGCAUUAGAACCACCCUGUUAGAAAGCAUUGAUUUAGCACUGCUUUGGGGAGCCAAAUUUAGGUUAUAAAAACCAACUUCAGUUUAUUAGAUGUUUUGGGGCACGUCAGUCAACCUUCAGCAAAGCUGUUUCCCAUUAGAAAAAUGGGUGUAUGCAAGGACUACAGGCUAAUAGGAGCAUCCUGACCUGACCUGACCUGACCUUGUGGACGGCUGCAAGAACAAAGGAUUCUGGCCCCAAGAAGUUUGCAGCAGUCAGCCACACCCCUUCCCCCUGUAGUGUAAAGAAAGCCUGAGUCCCCUAUCUUCUCCAUCCGCCGGCCUCCCGAGUAAAAUCGCUCUUCCUUGCUUCAGGAACUCAGCUUUUGAUUCAUUGGCCUGCCAUGCAGCGAGCAGUAGGAGCUUGGACUUGGUAACAGUAUGUUAAAAGCAUAGUUUACAUUGCUUCCUAAAAAACCAGUGUGAUGGUUCUCACUAGCCUGCUGCCUUAGGCAAGGCUGGUUUAGAGACCAGAGGGAAGUCAUAAAUACCCGUACCCUUUUAUGUUAGUAAAAUCAAGUUUAAAACCUGAUUGGAAGUUUGGAAUAUGUGGAAGAACUCAAAAACUGGACGAGACUCACCACCUGGACUACAGCACACUCCCGGAAUUAAGUAGGGGAAAUAGUGUACGUUUUCAGUAUGAUUUACUGUAACACUCCGUCCCUGCUCACCACCAACAGGUGACUUUGAAGGAGCUCCACUGUUACGAGUUUGAGAAGCAGAAGAAAGAGGGUCUCAGGAGCCUCCCAGGAACUUGAGAGGGUUGCGCGCCCUGGGCUGGCAAGUGAGGGGCGGGCGUGUGUUUUCCCAGAACCGAGGUGCCGCAGGCUUUUACACGCGGCAUCCAUGAAAACCCGGAUCCAGGAUCUCUGGGCCUGGACGCGCCGAGGGUUAUCCCCUUUUCCAAAUCUCCUCUCCGAGUCUUCGCCUGAGCUCCGGCCGGGCGCAAACUGAAAGUGAAAAACCGCGGGGCUGCAGCCGGCCGUGGGAGCCUACUUCUCCGGGACGAGAUUUUUUUGAUGCCUUCUGGUUUAAAGAACCUCCAGCUGCUCUGAUGAUCGCUUAAGAAGACUGCAUGCUGUUCCCUUUCAAUGCCAAGCCAGGCCCACUCAGAACCUCAGUUCUCAGUCCUCCAUGGAGACCAGGUCCCAGCAGGAAUGGCAGUGGAGGAAAUUGGCACCCAGAUGGUUCCUCCGCGUGAAGUUGUCUUGGGCUGCGGGCCGACUCGAGAACACCUGGUAACCAGGCUAACCCUCUGUCAGUCACCCAGGGCAGGGCAGCAUGGUGCGGAUUCAGAGGAGGAAGCUUCUGGCAUCUUGCCUGUGCGUCACAGCUACUGUCUUUCUGCUCGUCACGCUCCAGGUAGUGGUUGAGCUGGGAAAAUUUGAAGGGAAGAUGUUUAAAAAUUCUAAUUUGAAAGACGGACAUGCACAAAUGGAAGAAGAGCCUAUACAUCUCCAUCCAUUCCUUAAGAGAGAAGGUCUGACCCUGAAUAGGAAAAAAACAUUGGCAGCUGAUAGCUACCCCAUCAUGCUCUGGUGGUCUCCACUGACUGGGGAAACUGGAAGGCUAGGCCAGUGCGGGGCAGACACUUGUUUCUUCACCAUCAACCGGACCUACCUCCAUCAUCACAGGACCAAAGCCUUCCUCUUCUAUGGUACUGACUUUAACAUAGAUAGCUUACCUCUGCCUCGGAAAGCCCAUCACGACUGGGCCCUUUUUCAUGAAGAGUCUCCGAAAAACAAUUAUAAGCUCUUUCACCAGCCAGUCAUCACCUUGUUCAACUACACGGCCACCUUCAGCCGGCAUUCCCACCUGCCACUAACUACCCAGUACCUGGAGGGCACAGAAGUCCUGAAGUCACUCCGAUACCUGGUCCCCUUGCAGUCCAAAAACUACCUUCGAAAAAGGCUCGCUCCUCUGGUGUACGUACAGUCCGACUGUGACCCACCCUCAGACAGAGACAGCUACGUUCGAGAGCUGAUGACGUACAUUGAGGUCGAUUCUUAUGGCGAGUGUUUGCGAAACAAAGCUCUCCCUCAGCAGCUGAACGGUCCAGCCUCUAUGGACGCUGGUGACUUUUAUAGGAUCCUUGCCCAGUAUAAGUUUAUCCUUGCUUUCGAGAAUGCGGUUUGCGAUGACUACAUCACUGAGAAGUUCUGGAGACCUCUGAAACUAGGGGUCGUCCCUGUGUAUUACGGGUCACCCAGCAUCGCAGACUGGCUUCCAAGUAAUAGAAGUGCUAUCCUGGUAUCAGAAUUUUCUCACCCUAGAGAACUGGCAAGUUACAUCAGACAGCUGGAUCACGACGACAGACUGUACCAGGCCUACAUAGAAUGGAAGCUGAAGGGUGAGAUCUCGAAUCAGCGACUUCUCACUGCUCUCAGGGAACGGAAAUGGGGGGUACAGGACAUCAAGCAGGACAACUACAUCGACGCAUUUGAGUGUAUGGUGUGCACCAAGGUGUGGGAUAACAUUAGGCUCCAGGAAAAGGGCUUACCACUCAAACGAUGGAAGGCAGACAUUACCCACCUGAGCUGUCCAGAGCCUACAGAGUUUGCUUUCUCACCCCUCGCCCCACGUCGGAGCUCUUUGCGAGAGAUGUGGAUACCAAGCUUCCAACAGUCCAAGAAAGAAGCCCAAGCACUAAGGUGGCUGGUUGAUAGGAAUCAAAACUUUUCAACUCAAGAGUUUUGGGCCCUAGUAUUCAAGGACUAAUAUCAAAAAGUGUCAGUUUUAUUUUCUAGGUUGCCUUAAUAUCUGAAUAUAAUAGCUGCUCUGUGGACGAUCCACUAGGAUGAGAAUUAAUGACUGCAGUACUCAUAGUGAGCUCUAUUGAAUAAUAGAUACGAGUUACCCCUAGGGGUCACUUCUCUGUUUUUUAUACUAAAAAAGAAAUAUUUCUUAUGAACACUGGUCACCUUCAGUGUACAUGUCUGGACCCGCAUCCCUGCUGCCUUGUGUGGAAAGUCACCUACUGUAGAAUGAGUGUUUUCCUUGCUGCAAGGAAAGAGUCCUUUCAAGGAAGGCAAAGGGUGUAGCUGUGGAUUCUUACAACCACCUCACUGGCUGUAUUCAUUGGUAUUUGGCAAGCCCAGUGUCCCGAUGCUGAGCAGGAACAUGAAAUGCGUUAGAACUUGGCAAUGAGAGAUGCCAUCUGUUGGUUUCCAGGGAUGUGAGUGAGUAGUGAAGGCUGCGUGGGGUUGAUCCGCUGUUUCCCCAAAUCUAAAGAACAUAGCACGUCUCUGCCUCUUCCAUACUUUCAGCCACCUCUCCUGCCUUUCUUAUUACCACCUUGCCCUGCGUCCUCCCCCGUUCCUCCCUGGAGCGAACGUCUUGGGAAGACGUGCCUCUUCCUUGUGUGUUUUGAGAGGUGAGUUGUUCCCUAUGUUCCCUUAUUCCACUGAGCAGAAUAGUACAGAGUCCUGUGGUUCACGCUGGACAGCCGGUGCGUUUUGAUGGCUGUGAGCAUGAAGGUGAGUGCCCUGGGGAGCUCCAGCGGUGUGGAAGCGGAUUUGUCUUGUCUUAGGGUGAUGCGCAGCCUGCAGUGGUGGGCGGCCCUGCCAGCUGGGAGCAUUCCCUGUCGUUUCUGAUCCUGUCACAGAGGAGUUUCAGCUCUCUUAUCUGGAGCUUCUACUGGAGCGUCUCGAAAGGCAAGGAGAAAACACUGGCUCUUGUUCUCUUUCCUUGUGAGCGUGGGGUGGCUUCUAGAUCACACUAAAGCCUGCUGCCACCCAACGUGUGACAGCUUUGAUAUUCUUUACUGUGGAAAGACGUAAGCUCCAGAGGACAGGAAGAGUCCUGGGUACUCAUGUCCCUGAUGUGGCAUCAGGGCAAAACUGAGGAAAGCACCCUCUCGGCACCAGCUGCCUUUGUAUCGCAGGCCAGUGCCUUUCUGUUCCUGCCAAGGGCGAUCUCUUCCUUACGUAGCUGUCUUUCUGGCUGCCAGAGAAAUUAGGACUGAAACCAAUACAUUCUUUUAGGAGCAAGAGGGGUCACAUUGUUUCUCUCCUCUGACUGGGCUCUUCUCCAUCCCAGCUC